Molecule: messenger RNA, 803 nt
Organism: Raphanus sativus (radish)
Lineage: Eukaryota; Viridiplantae; Streptophyta; Magnoliopsida; Brassicales; Brassicaceae
Exons: 1
Coding region: 75-629 (184 amino acids)
Source: RefSeq, a predicted model, not a curated record
AAAUUCCUUAUCCGAAAAGGCAAAGGAGGAGAGUGAGUGAGAGAUAGAAGGAGGAGACACGAAGCUCUGCAAAAAUGGCGAUAACACCUCUACGCAUCACGACCCCUUUCCCAUCUCAACCCUUUCUCCCAACCAGAAAGCUCUUCACCGUCGUCCGCGCCACCGACGUCGAAUCAACGGAAGAGACUCAACCCGACUCAACCCCAACCGAAGACUCCUCCUCCUCCGAGGAGUUCGAGUCCCGUCUCUCGAACAUCCGGCUCAGGUACCGAAGCGGGACGGGGAAGAAAGCAGAGGUGAGGAAAUCGAAGAAAGGGUCCUCGUCGUCCUCAUCAUCAGCCGGUUCGAAAAGCUCGGGACUUUACUUGCCGCCGGUGAGUCUGAAGGAGCCGGUCUCGGGCGGGUUGAAGGUGGAGUUGGGGUUUAGCCCUUACACGGAGCGGCUUAACGGGAGGAUGGCGGGGCUAGGGCUCGCGGCGUUGCUUCUGGUGGAGCUGGCGACGGGGAAGAGCGUGUUGAAUUACCACACGCCGUCUGUGGUGUGGCUUCAGAUCUAUUUCUUGGCGGCUGUUUCUGCUAUGUUUGUUAAGAUUGAGAAGGAGAAGGUUAGUGUUUGGCCUAAGGAUUAAUAAAGGUCUUGAGAUAGUGCAUCAUCGGAUGUGAAAUGCUUUCUUUUGUGGAUUGAAAGGUGUAUGCUUUUGUAACGUUUGAAGUAAUGUAAUGUAAUUUAUACUUGCAUAAUUUCAAGAUUGUGGAUACAAAUAUAUUUAAAGGAUCUCACUUUGGAGUGUGAGUUUGUUCUU